Radiomyces spectabilis is the source of this 720-nucleotide messenger RNA. Its product is annotated as methylthioribulose-1-phosphate dehydratase. The transcript is spliced from 3 exons. Gene Ontology annotation, molecular function: methylthioribulose 1-phosphate dehydratase activity; metal ion binding. Bases 1 to 720 code for a protein of 239 amino acids. Lineage: Eukaryota; Fungi; Mucoromycota; Mucoromycetes; Mucorales; Radiomycetaceae. Gene Ontology annotation, cellular component: cytoplasm. The record is from RefSeq and is a predicted model, not a curated record.
AUGCACCCGGAAGCUAUUGUUGCUCCUAAUGCCGACGAACUUUGUCGAUCGGACGAUCCACUUCAUCCUGCCAACUUGAUUCCCGAACUGUGCCGAUUGUUCUAUCAGCAUGGUUGGGUCACUGGUACGGGAGGUGGUAUCAGUAUCCGCAAAGAUGACCUCGUGUAUAUCGCACCUUCCGGUGUGCAAAAGGAACGUAUGGAACCUCACCAUAUGUUCGUGCUCGCACUCGCCAACCGCACUGUCUUGCGACGCCCUCCCGUGUUGAAGCCUUCUGCCUGCACUCCGCUUUUCUACAAUGCCUACACCAUGCGUAACGCUGGCGCUUGCAUUCAUACGCACUCGCAAAACGCUGUCAUGGCGACCCUCUUAUAUCCUGGAGCUACCUUUGAGAUUUCGCAUCAGGAAAUGAUCAAGGGCAUCCGUCGCGGCUCUUCAAAAACGAAUCUGAGAUAUUUUGACAAGCUCGUCGUCCCAAUUGUCGAAAAUACACCCGAAGAAGAGGAUUUGACAGACCGCAUGGCCAAAGCCAUCGAAGAAUACCCCGAAACCAAUGCAGUUCUUGUGCGCCGUCAUGGUGUCUAUGUUUGGGGAGAAAAUUGGGAAAAGGCAAAGACAAUGAGCGAAUGUUACGAUUAUCUGUUCGAAAUCGCAGUCAAGAUGAAAUCGAUCGGUAUUGAUCCUGCUGUUAAACCCGCCAGCGAGCCUGAUUAUGAGUAA